This is a messenger RNA of Acaulospora morrowiae, 372 nucleotides long. Lineage: Eukaryota; Fungi; Glomeromycota; Glomeromycetes; Diversisporales; Acaulosporaceae. The record is from the annotation of a GenBank genome assembly.
AUGAAAGUGGGGUUGUUCAUUGGUACCUUUGUAGGCUAUGCCUCUGGAACAAGUUUAAAUUCAUCCGGUUUCGUUGAAAGCUCGGCUUUACAAUUUGUUUACCCCUACACUAAUGGAAUUUACCGUGUCGACGAUAAUAACGAACUUAUCCUCGUCGGCUAUAUCAGUCACGAAAACUUGCGAUCGCUAUACAGACACAGAUGUCCUGAGUGUGAACGAUUAUUCCGUUACCAAAGCACUUUGAACAAUCAUCUAAACAUUCAUACUGGGAAUAGGCCAUAUGGGUGUCCAUUGCCAGGGUGUAAUCGAUAUUUUCGAACAUCUAGCAAUAGAAAUCGUCACGUAAGAAUUUGUCGUCAAUGGAGUGUUUAG